Molecule: messenger RNA, 2443 nt
Organism: Mauremys reevesii (Reeves's turtle)
Lineage: Eukaryota; Metazoa; Chordata; Testudines; Geoemydidae
Product: syncytin-B-like
Exons: 5
Coding region: 694-2121 (475 amino acids)
Source: RefSeq, a predicted model, not a curated record
CAUCUCUGUAAGUGACCAGUCUGGUGUUACUGCCGACAUCCUGUCCAGGUGCAGUGGGGUGACAAUCAGGUACCCAAUUAUGAUGCCAGGUUUUGUCAUUGGUUUUCAAGUUUGUGCCUGAACUUUCUGGCAACUACUCAGUCUGUGUUACUUCUUCUUGGGCUUUUGAGGAGAGCACAGGGCAGCACGAAGAGUAUCCGGUAAAAAUGCGAACCACUGCUGAGCAUUAGCUGUACCUGACCCACGCUUCCCAGACGCACCUCCCGAGUGGGAAAAGGAUCAAACAAACCCCUCGUUCUGACCCCGACGUGAUCCAGACACAAGACCCCCGACUCAUCGGCUGGCAUAGCCUUGGUGCACCUCAGCGCAGUGCGCUCCCUCAUUGCUGCAGUAUUACAACACAUUCGAACCCACAAGCCGACCCUAUUUUGCCUUUACUAUCCCUGUUUUGAAUAAUAGUCAACCAACGGAACGCUACCAUUGGAAAGUUCUUCCCCAAGUUUUCGUCUAGAGCCCAGCGUCAUUAUAGACAGACCGAGCCCCUUCCGGCACCAAAGGUGAUAUAUCGCAAGCUGCCAGGACCAGAGUGGAGCUUGCCCGUGCCGCUAAUCACCUGGGGCCGGGGCUACGCAGCAGUGUCAACUGAAACCGGCCCUGUGUGGGUUCCCGCUCGCUUUGUAAAGCCGUGGAGAGAUGGCCUGGCAUCAGGGGCCAAAGAAUCCCAUUCCGGAUUUCAGCCUGACCCUGACGGAGAGGGUGGACAAGAUUGACAAGGCUCGAAAGCGUGGCACACCCAACGUUGCCAUAACUUGGGGACAAGUCAAAGCUUUAUCACAGCAAGCUGAAUAUGUAUUAGAGCAAACUAAGGCCGAUAAAACUACAGAAAAUUACUUUCUUGCGCUAAUAGCCAGCUUAAAUGCUAAUUCUCUUUGCUGGAUUAUGUACAUUUGUGUGACCGUUCUGUGUUUGCCGCAAGGUGUUGCAACCCCUCUCCCUUCCACUAAUGUGUGGGAGACAUUUAUUCACACUUUAAAUCAGACAUCCUUUUGCCUCUCCCAGCAAGUUACGGUGGGAGACAUUUUAGGUACCUGUCUGAUUCCUGUAUGCCAUAAUCCUAAUGAUGUUGAAAAUGCUACUUGGUUUUAUUCCAGUCUGGAGCCCAAUUCCACUAUUCAUGGUUUGGGCUAUGCUGGCUAUCAUAAUUGGGGACCUCAAACACCUCGUAGACCAAGGAAUGCGCUCGCCCUUCGCACCCCCUAUGCUGCCACACAUAAUAUAACCUGUGCCCGCAUGACUAAUUGUACCAUGAGUAAUUGUAAGCAUUUUCCUGCUCCAGCAAUGAAUUGUUCUGCUGUGACAAAUAUCUCCUAUUUAUAUAAGCAUGUACAGCUACCGGAUGGGUGGUUUUGGACAUGCUCAGGAUAUACUUUCAAUUAUAUGCCCGCCAAUCUUAGUGAUGGCACUUGUUGUUGCCUAAGCCGACUUGCGCUCAUAUUACCAACCAAAAAGCAACUGUCAAACAAUUUGCGAGUUAGUCGCAGUCUCCCUUUGGAUGCUUCCUGUGAUAGCCAUGUACAUUUACUUUCUAAAACCGAGACUGUUGCUUUGGCUGUUUCUCUUGUCGGGGUCCCCGGGUUGGCCACGGGAAAUAGUAUGCGAAUUAAUGGUUUGGCUUGCGCGGCCACUAAGGCCUUAAAUGCCACAUCUACCGCUAUAGCCCUCCUUAAUGAUGAGCAGGACGACAUCCGUCAUGGGGUGUUGCAAAAUCGAGCGGCUAUAGAUUAUUUGCUUAUGCUGCAUCAUUAUGGGUGUGAAAAGGUUAAUGAUAUGUGUUGCUUUAAUAUUUCUGAUCAUCAUCAUUCAGUUGAAAAUCAACUUAAGAUUAUUAAAAAUCUAACAGAUCAAAUCAGAUACAAUCCAGACCCCUUCGGGGGAUGGUGGGAUUGGCUCUCCUCAUGGCUUCCUAACUUUGGGUGGUUACAUCAGCUUGUCACCUUUGGGGGACUCACUGUACUAUUACUCGUGCUGUUUUGCUGCGGCAUUCAGUGUGUCCCUUCACUUGUUUCUCUCUUCAUUAAGGGCUGUCCAUGGACUAGCCCGGAGCCCCCCCGAAAGUAUUAGUCAUAGUUAACAAAACAAAAAGGGGGAGAUGUGGGUACAAGUGUUGGCAAACCACGCUGUCCCCGCAUUGACCUUGGUAUUGUUUUCCCUUAUAGUACGGUACAGUAGGUACACUCUAUUACACACGGAAAUUACAAGACAAUGGCCCAUUGAGGAGAGCCAACCUUAAUCAAUUAGUAGGAAAUAAAUAAGUAUAUCAAUCAUGUAGUAAUGAGUAAUUUGCUUAUGAGAGAAGUAUAUUAAUCAUGUAAUAAUAAGUAACCUGCGUGUAAAAGAAAUGAAUAAAAGGAAAGGUCCGGGACUUUCCUGGGACGCCUCACUG